AUGGAAUUUCAGAAGCCGAAACUGAUACUUCAUAUGGAUAUAAACAAUACCAUUAUUAUGAAGGAUGAUGCACAAGGAUAUUCAUUUGAUUUUUCAGUAUUCUUUAUGCAGAUAAAAAGAAUUUUAGCCACUCAGUGCUGAGGAAUUGCUGAAAAUGGGGUGUGGAAUUUUGCUGUGACAGAACCAUUUUUAUCUAGACCUGAUGAUAGCAUGAUUUCAUAUGAGUAA
Messenger RNA from Blepharisma stoltei, 228 nucleotides. Lineage: Eukaryota; Ciliophora; Heterotrichea; Heterotrichida; Blepharismidae. The record is from the annotation of a GenBank genome assembly.